Messenger RNA from Candoia aspera, 1899 nucleotides. Its product is annotated as vomeronasal type-2 receptor 26-like. NCBI's taxonomy places the organism in Eukaryota, Metazoa, Chordata, Lepidosauria, Squamata, Candoiidae. The record is from RefSeq and is a predicted model, not a curated record. Gene Ontology annotation, cellular component: plasma membrane. Gene Ontology annotation, molecular function: G protein-coupled receptor activity. The coding region runs from base 1 to 1899 and encodes 632 amino acids. Gene Ontology annotation, biological process: G protein-coupled receptor signaling pathway. The transcript is spliced from 6 exons.
AUGAGUUUCAGCCAUAUCUUGCCAUUCCUGCUUGCCAUUCAUGAGAUCAAUCAGCGUCCUAGGCUGCUCCACAAUUUCACCCUGGGCUACAGCCUCUAUGAGAACUUCUUCAGUGCAAGAAUGACAUAUGAAGCCAUGCUGGACUUGCUAUCAACGGGGCAGGAGAAUGUCCCAAACUACAGAUGUGGGAGACCAAAACAUCUGUUGACAGUGCUUGAAGGAACUGAUUCCGAGCUCUUUCAUCAAGUGACAACCAUGCUGGGCAUCUACAAAAUCCCACAGAUCAACUAUGGGGUCAUCAGCCAUAUUCCUGAGCAGACACAGCAUUUCCCUUUCUUCUACCAGCUGAGUCCAAAACAAGAGCCUCCUCACUUGGCGAUUGUCAAACUGCUCCUGCAUUUCCGAUGGACGUGGAUCGGCCUUGUUGUUCCGGACACUGAAAGUGGAGAAAGGUUCAGGAGUUCCUUUGUGCCUGUGGCCCUCAAGAAAGGGGGGCUUUCUGUAACACUAGUCAACUUCAGCUUCCUGCCGAGGUACCAGGUCUUCCCCUCAUAUACAGUACCAGGAGAUCCUAAUCUGAAAACACAGAAGAAGGACAUUUCUGCAAAGCUUAACCGCUGCAAAGGUGAAAUGCUUCAUCCUUUUCUAAGAAACGUCCAGCUUUACAAUCUUACUGAGGAUGACGUUUAUUUGGAUGAGAAUGGAGAUCCUGCUGCUGAUUUUGAUAUCAUGGAGUGGGCAGUAUUUCCCAACAAGUCUGCCGCUCGGGUGACAAUUGGAAAGAUCGAAAGAGAGGCCUCUUCAGAAGUCAAGAUCUCCGUCAAUCAGAGUGCCAUCAUAUGGCCAACGUCAUUUAACCAGGUAGUGCCUUUCUCGAGGUGCACUGAAAGUUGUCUCCCAGGAUACACCAAGCUCACAAGAGAGGGAGCCCCAGUUUGCUGCUACGACUGUUCUCCAUGUAUGGAAGGAACCAUCUCCAUGCAGGAAGAUGCGGCCCAUUGUGAAAAGUGUCCUGAUGACCAGCAUUCCAAUGAGAAGCGAGAUCACUGUCUCCCCAAAGUUAUAAGCUUCCUCUCCUAUCAAGAAAAGUUGGGUCUCAUGCUGGCUCUCAUUGCUUCUUUUUUGUCUCUAAUCACUGGCUUUGUCCUAGGACUCUUCAUUAAAUACCAAGAAACCCCCAUUGUCAAAGCCAACAACCGGGACCUCACCUACAUUCUCCUGGUUUCUCUUCUCCUUUCCUUCUUGACCUCCUUUCUAUUCAUUGGACAACCCAAGACAGUGACCUGCCUUCUUCGACAAACUGCCUUCAGUGUUGUUUUCUCGGUUGCCGUGUCUUCCUUGCUGGCCAAGACCGUCAUGGUGGUGGUGGCCUUCCUGGCCACCAAGCCAGGCAGCAGGAUGAGCAAAUGGCUGGGGAAGAGUCUGGCUAAUUCCAUUGUCUUGUCCUGCUCUGGUGUUCAGAUGGGCAUCUGUAUGUUAUGGCUGGGAAUCUCUCCCCCAUUUCCAGAGUCCAAUCUUCAUUCCCAACCAGGACAGAUCCUGCUGCAAUGCAAUGAAGGCUCAAUCACCAUGUUCUAUACUGCCCUGGGCUACAUGGGCUUUCUGGCUGCCAUCUGCUUCUUGCUGGCUUUUCUAGCCCGCAAACUUCCAGGGUCCUUCAACGAAGCCAAGUUGAUCACCUUCAGCAUGUUGGUCUUCUGCAGCGUUUGGGUCUCCUUUAUCCCCACCUACCUCAGCACCAAAGGGAAAUACAUGGUAGCUGUGCAAAUCUUCUCUAUUCUGGCCUCCAGCCUGGGCUUACUGAGCUGCAUUUUUGUCCCCAAAUGCUACAUCAUUAUUCUCAGACCUGACUUGAAUGUGAAGGAGCAUCUGAUGAGGAAAACUGAUGAGACCUUUUAA